Molecule: messenger RNA, 3751 nt
Organism: Orcinus orca (killer whale)
Lineage: Eukaryota; Metazoa; Chordata; Mammalia; Artiodactyla; Delphinidae
Exons: 4
Coding region: 2970-3590 (206 amino acids)
Source: RefSeq, a predicted model, not a curated record
UUGGAGGGCAGAGGACUUAUAGCCAUCAGACUACACACACCUGCAGCCGAGGUGGGAGGGCACCCUCGCCCCGGGGCUCUAGCUAGAUUCAGCCUCCACAUAAAGUCAGGUGUCCACAGCGCACUAGAAGCCUCUGGAAUUUUUCAACCCAGAAAAGUCAUGUAUUAUUAAAUCUCACGUAUUCGUUUCCUGCUGCAGCUGUAACAAACCACCUCAAACUUUGCAGCUUAAAGCAGCACUUAUCUUCUUACAGUUAUGUAGGUCAGAAGCCUGACGUGGGUCUCACUGGGCUAAAUCAAGGUGUUGGCAGGACUGUAGUCCUUCUGCAGGUUCUGGGGGAGAAUCCGUUUCCUUGCCUUCUCGAGGCUUUUCUUUGGCUUAGGGCCCCUUCCUCCAUCUUCAAAGCCGGCAACAGGGAGUUCAGUCCUUCUCAUGUGGCAUCGCUCCACCCUCUUCUUCGGUCUCUCUCUUUCACUUUUAAGAGCCUUUCUAAUCGCAUUGGGCCCACCUGGGUGAUCCAGGCUACUCUCCGUAUCUUAAGGUCAGAUGAUUAGCAAUCUUAAUUCCACCUGCAACCUUCAUUCCCCUUUGCCUUGUAACAUAACCUAUUCACAGGUCCCAGGCAUUAGGAUGUGGACAUCUUUGGGGGUGGGGUGGGGGUGGCUGUAUUCUGCCUAUCACACCUUGCCACUGGGCCUAAGUGGGAUUCUGAUCCAGAGAAGCUGGGACAAAGAGCAAUGUCUACCUACACGUGAAAAUGGAGAAAGUAGAGGGAGAUUCUGGGGGAAGGGCGUUUGUUAAUGAAAAUCACAUGGGUCAGAGAAAGCGGUGGUGUUGGGGAGAAACCUAUGUCAAAUGUUGCCGUAUGUAAGUUACUAAGAAGCUACCAUGAAAAUAACAGCUGUUUCUACAGAUCACAGUUUAUCUGCACUAGGGCAGCUUGCUGUUGCACAGAAUCCUGGUGGACUAUGCCUGGAGUCCUGAACAGUUGGAGACAUCUCUGAGUCCAGUUGAUGGUUACCUGGCUUGCUCCCAUCCUUGCAUAAUGGUGUGUUUGCUGCGUCCACACAAGGCAGCUCUUGGGGUAUCUACCCACGGCCUGAGCUCUGCCCUGAGAGCUGCGCAGAGAAGGCUGUUGUUUCUCACAGGUCAGCCCUUCAGCUGCUAGAAGACCGACCAGGUGUCUGUUGCUGCUAGCACCACUCUUUUCUAAAAACCUCUUCCCAGGGCUUCCUAUAGUUCCUCAUAAAUAAUGAUGUUUCCACCCUUCCCCACCCUGGUCACUCUCUUUUGGGCAUCCUUUAAUGUGUGAAGGAUUGGGGGCAUGCGGGGUAUGGGGAGAGGGGCACCAGUCUUCUGGUCACAGCAUUUAGGGGCUACUCUAAUGGAGGUGAUAAUCCAGCAACCCACCUCAUUCGUUUCUUGGCCUUAUUUACUUGGCCACCCUUCUAGACAGUGUGGAGUAUUAUCCCCCCUCUCUUACAGGUUAUCUAUCAACCUAUCUAUCUGUCUAUCUCAGAUGUCUUUAGAUAUUUGAUUUUUUGCCCCCUCUCAACUUAUAUCUUCAGCAGCUCCUCUUGCCUCCUUAGCCCUUACCUUGGGCUGGGGUUGGGGCUAGGGCUGGGACCGGCCCCCCAGGCUCCCAGCUAGAUGGAAAUCUUUCUUCAGUCUUUGUCAGAUCCAGCAUCUCUGGCUCCUCUCGUUCUUGGGGUAAUUGCAGAAGGGCCUUUGACCCUGCUGCUCUCACUCCAGCACUUGACAGCAAGGACAUUUGGACCCUGACAUUUUGACCUCCUUGUACACUUAGAUCCUGAGAACUCUGCCUUGUGAAUAUUCUCUGCACCAAGAAAUCAACAGAAGCAGAGUCUUUUCAGAAGUUUCGCAAUGAAAAAUACCAGAAGAAAUAUCACCCUAAAUAAAACCGCCAGUAGCUAAACAUGCAACUUGUGAGGAAGAUCUUUGGUUUGCUGAAUACAAAGUUGCAGAGGCCAAUAUAAUGACUCCAACAUAAAAAGACCCUAUUAAGUGAAGGAUGUGGAGAGACUGGGGACCCCCUUCCCACUCCCCCUAAUCCUUCACACAUUGAAGGAUGCCCAAAGAGAGUGAAAGGAUGGGGAAGGAUGGAAAACCACGUCAUUCAUUAACAGGACCUAUAGGAAGCGCUGGAAAGAUUUUACUAGAAAAAUAGAGAGGCCUGGACAGGACCACCCCCCUUCAGCCCUAAAACGGAGGACCACAGUGGUAGGGGUGGUGGUGGGGAUCCUGGAGCAAAGAAGGCUAGAGCCAAAGAGGAAGGAGGUUGAGAGAAGGAACCGCCAAGAAGAGAGACCUGGGAAUGUCUGUUGAAUUGGGAAUAUUUUUGGCACCCUAAUACCAUCCAGCAUUUUUUAAAUGUUUAGCAUGUGCCAGGCAUUGUGCUAAGUACUUUCCAAACUUUAUCUCAUUUAACCCUCAUAACAACAUAAGAGGGCAACAUUAUGAUUAUUUUCCCCACUGAAGUCCAGACAGAUUGGACACUUGCUGGAGGUCCCACAGGAAGUGACACAAUGCAAAUGAACCCAAGCUUCCAGAGUUUCUCUGGAAGGCGGAGGUGUUGCACUGAUCGCCCUGCAUGAUGUGGCAUUCAUUCCAACCACUCUCCAGAGACGGCUCCACAAACUCCCAGAAAAGACUGGAGUGGAGAGUUCUCCAGGCUGGGUGCCCCCCGACCCUCCCACAGGCUCUGUGCCAGUGGGCAAACCUCCCCCGUUCCAGCUGUUCCAGGACAGAGCCCUGGGCAGGGCUGAGCAGCCACCUGGCCUCGUCCAUCCCAAGAAAGCAAAGCUGGGAAAUUCCCCCUGCCUGUCCCCGCCCUGGUGCCUGCAUGUCCUGCCUCUGUAGCCGGGCCAGGGACAAGCGUGUGGGCUCCAGGUACAGAACUCCCGAAGUCAAGGGUUUCAGGUCACACUGGCAAAUCAUUUUGCGAGCAGAUGCCACGGGUCUCUUCUCGGACUGGGCAGCACACAAGGUCAGCGUCAGCAGAUCUGACCCUAAAAAUAGGCUCUUGGAUGCCAGUCGGGGUGGCUGGGUGCGCUGCUGCCACACGCCCCACGGACCAGCACCUACCGACCUGGCCAGGACCUGGUGCGCAAAGAACUGCGGCAGCCCUGGGCGGGGUGUACCUUGUCGACGUCGCUUCAGAUGAGGAAACUGAGACACAAGGCCGUGGAGUGCUUUGCCCGACAUCACACAGCCCAGACCGCAGUGAGGCCAGUGCGCCUCAGGGCCUGACGGCAGAGCCACUGAGCUUGGGUGUCCCUCCCGUGGGGCAGGGAGGCGCCGAUGUUAUCCCCAUUCUGCAGGUGAGGAAGCUGAAGCCUGGGUACGUGAGCCCCCAAGGCCGUGUUUCCACCACAGCUGGCCUGGUCAGACAUCAUGGCCUCUUGUCUCCUGACCCAGAGCUUCCUCAGCCCCACUGGGCCGACCACAGAGAUCAAGUCCAUCCCGGCCGGCUGCCUUGUCUAAGAAGGAAGCCACAUGUGAGCAUUCAGCCCCCUCACAGUUUCCAGGAGGCCCAACUCUGCCAGACUGAGAUUGGAAAAAUCAAUUAGGAGUUCAUAAAUUACCACCCCGAAGCAUUUUGAAACCAUCUGAAGAGUUAAUCAAACAAGUUAAUGACAUCAACACCAUCUUAGAAGAAAUAUUAAAUUACCUCUUUAAAUGAAGUCAUUUCUGUUUUUUAAAUAAAAGGGUUUUCUAUUAAUUCACAUAA